Molecule: messenger RNA, 2655 nt
Organism: Sesamum indicum (sesame)
Lineage: Eukaryota; Viridiplantae; Streptophyta; Magnoliopsida; Lamiales; Pedaliaceae
Product: peptidyl-prolyl cis-trans isomerase FKBP43
Molecular function (GO): peptidyl-prolyl cis-trans isomerase activity
Source: RefSeq, a predicted model, not a curated record
AUAUGAAAUAUUCAUUUAAAUGGAAUUUGAGGAUCGAGAAGCUCUGACCGAAGCAUCUUUCUCACACUAGGGUUUAAGGAGAGGAGCAUCGGAGAUACCAGCUUUUGUUAAACAAGGCCACUAUUGCGACGAUCCCUAUUCUGGAAUCUUCUACCCGCAACAAUGACUUUCUGGGGUAUUGAGGUAAAGCCCGGAAAGCCUAUCACUCAUUCUUGUGAAGAGGCUAGAGGAAGGCUCCGAAUUUCACAGGCGACUUUGGGAAUUGGUCGAGCCACGACGAGGACUAUAGUACAGUGUAAUGUGGGUAACAGAAGUCCCGUCUUGCUCUGUGUAUUGCUGCCCAACAAAACGGAGUCAUGCCAUUUAGACUUAGAAUUUGAUGAGGCGGUUGAUGUGGUUUUUUCUGUUAUCGGCCCACGAAGUGUCUUCCUCACUGGUUACUAUGUCCAUCAAAGUCGGCAGUCAAACCUCCAAAGUGAUACAGAAUCAUAUGGUGUGGAUAUUGAAAACACCCAGACAGAGGGAUCUAGUUACUGUAGUGAUGAUGAUAAGUAUGAUGACAGUUUUAUUGAUGAUGAUGAAUUACAAGGUUCUCCCAAGUCUCCUGUUUUAAGCGACAAAGGAAUAGAUGAGGUUAUGCUGGAAAAUAAUAAGCCGAAGGACAGAAAGGGUCGUGGGAAACAACUUAAGAAGAAAUGCCGAUUGAUUGAAUCAGAUAAUGAUGUUAAUUCACAUGAAAGUGAAGAUGAAGAUGGCCACACUUUAUCUGUAUGUAAGAAUAGAAGAGCCGACAAGACAGUUAUGUCUGAUGCUGAAGAAAAGAUUGCUCGGGUAUUGGUGGAAAUGGGUGAUGAUGCAAAAGCUGAUGCUGUAUGUGGUAGCGAAUCAAAGCAAAUGGUUGAUCCUCUAGAUAUUGAUGGCAUGCUAAAAAGGGCGACAAGAACGUUCUUUGGUGAUGGUGAAAGUUCUGAGGACAACAAUGAAAAGAAUAAACUUCCUGAGGAAGUGGAGACUCUUGAGGAAAAUAUUGUUUCCAAUAAGGAGGCCUUAACUGGUGAUACGGUUAAUGAAAGCAAUGGAGAAGAUCAAAUGCAAUCCCUUGAUAUUGUAAAACCAAAAAAGAAAAGAAAAGAACGCUCUGUGAAGGAGGAGAAAACCUUUGAAGUUCAGACUGACAACAGGGAGCACAGUGCGGUCGGAGAGGAUAGAGAGCAUGAGGUUCAGGCCUCCACUGAUCACAGGGAAAUCGAUGCAAAUGAUUCAGUGAACACUCCAGAAUUGGGCUCUGCAAAUGGUCAAAAAUCAAAGAAGAGAAAGAAUGGAAUUACGUUGGAAGAACCACAUGCAGAAGGAAUUGACGAAAAACGUCACUGUGUCCAUAAGGAUGAUAAUUUCGAGGAGGGUUCACUAUGUAUUGACACUAGGACAAUGGAUCUGCUAACUGCUAAUAGAGAAAAUGAGGAGCAACUGAGGUUGGAAGAAGCUUGUACAGAACAAAUUGGCGCAACAUAUCAGAAUAAACCUGAAGAGUAUAAAACCGUCCAAGGUUUACAACUUGCUGACAGCAUCCGAGAGGAUCUAUCAGCAGCUAACGGAGAAUAUCGGGAGCAACAGAUUGAUAACAAUACCAGCACAAAUCCUGAAUUACUAGCAAAUGAUCAUCAACCUGAGAAGAAGACUAAGAAAAAGAUGAAGCAAACUCAAGGUGCGAGUGACUUGAAUAUGCAUGUGUCUGAGCUGAAAGCAAAUCAAGAGACGACGCUCAUGAACUUUGAGGAUCAGACUACAAAUGCAGUGCCACUUCAAAAGAGGACCUUGUCAAAUGGGUUGAUUAUUGAAGAGUUGGCAAGUGGACCACCAGGAGGAAAAUUAGCUGCCCCUGGUAAAAAGGUCAAAAUUUAUUACACUGGCAUGUUAAAAGAGACCUGGCAUGUUUUUGACUCGAAUGUUGGGAAAACUGCUUUCAAGUUCCGGUUAGGGGAUGAAGAAUUUAUUGAUGGAUGGAAUGUUGGUAUUGAGGGUAUGCAUGUUGGUGACAAGAGGAGGUUGAUCAUCCCACCUUCUAUGGGUUUCGGAGAUCACGGUGUGGAAAAUAAUGUCCCACCAAACUCAUGGCUUGUUUAUGAUGUUGAAUUGGUUGGUGUCCGCAGAUGACAUAGCUGUUUUGUCUGGCUUUGUUUUAACUUUCCUCUCAUCUAAUUGCCCUCGAAGUCCUGGAAGAAAUGAGGAUCAAAGCAAGAUUUGUGAAACGGGGUAUGAAGCUAAAGGUCCAGCUGAUAAUAUAUUUUGAAUUGCAAAAGUUCUUUUCUUUUUUUUUUUUUUUCCUUUUAUUGGAAAUCGUUGGGGUGCAAGUAUGCAUAGAACUUGAAUAUUUGUAGAAUACUAUGAAGACCUGAGCAAAAAGUUCAGAAACAACCCGUGGAAUUAUUUUGAAUUUGCAGUGUGAAUCAAUGUAGUGCAUAUGACAUUCUGAAUCUGCCCCUUUGACCUCUUUAGUCCUGCAUGGCAGCUCUGUUACCCCCACCCAAGUACCAUUUAAGUGGGGACUGUCUAUUGAUAUCAAUUUGCAGUUUGUUUAGUUUUGUGAAAAAAUUGGUCCUUCAGGAAACUCAAGAACAAGAUGAAAUGAAUGGAGAUACCACUAUUAUCUGCUGG